Messenger RNA from Mercurialis annua (annual mercury), 2375 nucleotides. RefSeq names its product poly(A)-specific ribonuclease PARN-like. The coding region runs from base 38 to 1900 and encodes 620 amino acids. Gene Ontology annotation, molecular function: RNA binding; 3'-5'-RNA exonuclease activity. Gene Ontology annotation, cellular component: cytoplasm. NCBI's taxonomy places the organism in Eukaryota, Viridiplantae, Streptophyta, Magnoliopsida, Malpighiales, Euphorbiaceae. The record is from RefSeq and is a predicted model, not a curated record. The transcript has 8 exons.
AUUGCUCUGGUUUGUAUCCCUUACCACUGCAACAAAAAUGGUUUCCCUCUCUCUCCGGUUGCAAAGACGGUUAUUUUGCACGAAACCCGCCCAAACCCCCAAACCCGACAAUCAAAAUCAAUGGAGCAUCAAACAAAUAACCAAGUCAAAUUUUACAGAUUCCUUACAAGAAAUCAAAACCCACAUCUUCGGUUCCGAUUUCAUAUCCAUUUCCUUGAAGAAAACCGGGUCUUUCUCAUCUCCAUGGCACCACGUGUCCCCGUUCGACACGCCCGAAACCGCUUACUUGAAAGCCAAACACGCCGCUGAGAAGUUCCAGAUUCUUCAGUUUGCUGUUUGUCCGUUUACUCUCUCUGCUUCUAAAGUUACUGCUUACCCGUAUAAUUUUCAUUUGUAUCCGAGGGAUGAAUUGAGGAUUGGAAUGCCAGCUUAUAGUUUUUCUUGUCAUGCUUCUUAUUUGAGUAAAAUGGUUGAAGAAGGUUUUGAUUUUAAUGCUUGUGUUAAUGAUGGGAUAUCGUACUUGUCCAAAGCACAAGAAUCUACUGCAAAAGUUUGGAUGGGGAACCCACAUCUUGCUAGGGAUGUGGAAGAAUCGAAUUCUACCUCUUCUGUUGCUGAUUCAAUCUUUGUCCAACGGACUAGAUCCCGUGUUAAGAAUUGGAAAAGUGCGUGUACACGCACCAGUAAAGGGAAAGAUGAUGUUUUGGUGAAUUCCCUGAGAAAACUCGUAUUGGGACUCGAAGAGUAUAACUCAAGACCUUGUAUGAAUAUAGAUGUUUGCAGUGAACGCCAAGUGCAACUUGUAAUUGAGAUGUUGAAAGAAUUUGGUGAUGACUUUGUCUCUCUGAUCAUUCCUGCUAAAGGUGGAGAAACACAAGCAGUUCGUGUUGUCUUAACAAGUUCUAAAGAAGAUAGGGAUUGUCUUCAGACAGAGAUCCGAAAUCUUGAAGAUGAACAGAACAAGAAAAUCCGUGGCUUUCGAGAGGUGAUCGAUCUGAUUUCUGCUUCACAGAAGCCUGUUGUCUCCCACAAUUCCCUUAAUGAUUUGACGUUCAUCCAUUCAAAAUUUCUAGCUCCCCUACCUCCUAGCAUGGAGGAAUUUGUACAUUCCUUGCGCCAAGCUUUCCCUCAGGUGGUUGAUGUUAAUCAUCUUAUGAAGGAAAUUAGCCCUCAAAGAAAAGUGACAAAUAUACCUACCACUACAUCUUAUUUAAAGAAUAGGUUCUUUGCGCCGGUUGAUCUGGAAAUUCCGUUCCUAGGUAUGGUAACCGAAGGCAAGAUUCACGGGCAUAAGGCUGUGAAGAUUUGUGACCUAUUUGCGAAGCUAUCCGUUAUACUCAAACUUGGCCCCAUGCAAUCUGAUGAAAAGAAUCUGGCUUCAAUAAUCGAAGCCUAUGCAAACGUUUUCAGUCUGUACUCCCCUGGCCUGCAAACCGAUGAAGAUGUUAGAAUUUGGAGUAACAAUACUAGAAAAGUAAGCCAGCAGGAUUUGGUUUUCAUUUGGGGAUUUAAGCAAAGUAUGUCGGCUGGCAUGCUGAAGAGCUUGCUUCAGAAGUCUCAUAAAGUUUUCUCUAAAGAAUUUGAUGUUAGAUUUGUGGAUAAGAGUUGUGCCAUUGUUGUUUUCUGGGAACCCGGUUUGUCUAAAACUUUUCUGGAUGUCCUGAAUGGUAAUUCAGAGGUAGUUGGAGAUUUAAGGGAGUUGGUAUCAGAAGGUGUAAGAGGUGCAAGCUACAAUUCUUACGACAGAGCGUGCAGAUUGGGUUGUUGGGAUGAAAUUUUGGCAGAUUCUUUAGAUAAAGCCUUGGAAGCUCCGGACGGACAUUUGGAUUCUGACUCUCUGAAUAAUUCAUCUAAAACUCAAUGGUGCAAUGAAUGGAUGAUCAACUUGGAUGAACUCUGAGGCCAUGAGUUCUAAACUCUUUAAUUCUUUAGUUCACAAAUUGGCAGACAUGCAGAAUUCUCCAUAGAAGUGACUUUAUGUGCUGCGCUCAUACACCAGUCAUCAACGUGGAGGCUGGUAGCCGCAAUACAUAUGGAGCUCCCAGGAUUGUUGCAUUUGUUGAAAAGAGAUGCGUUUGAUGCGUAUAUGAAUUUUGUAUUUUUGCAUGCCUGGUCUGUGUUUAUAUUCACCUUUAUGGGGGCGAAUAUAAGGAAUGAGUUUCUCUCAAAUAUGAGUUUUGUGUAGCUCAUGGCUCGUUGCUUCUCAAAGAACUGAAAAUUGCAGCUGAUGGUAUCACUUAUUUUGUCAGCUUAACUUUUGUAAGUUGAGUCGUUGAGAUGCUACUAGUUUGGUUAAUGGAUUAUGAUGAAGUAUUCUUUGAAAUAGAUAUUGUUUUGAAUGAGAAAAUGGAUUCAAUCUAUUAUCAGUUUUUAGA